AUGGCGCAGCAAGAAAAUCAACUGGACAGAGAAAGAUUCUGUUGUUCUAUCUGUCUGGAUCUACUGAAGGAUCCGGUGACUACUGUCUGUGGACACAGCUACUGCAGGAGCUGUAUUAACACCCACUUGGACAAAGGUGAGGAGAGACGAAGCUCCAGCUGCCCUCAGUGUAGACAGACCUUCACACCGAUGCCUGUCCUGGAGAAAGAAUGGACUGAGAGGCAGAUAGAGCUCGGGCUGAGGAGACAAACAAUCCAGCAGAGAGUCCAGGACACAGAGAAAGAUGUGAAGCUGCUUCAACAGGAGGAGGAGGCCCUCAAUGGCUCUGCUGAUAAAGCAGUGGAGGACAGUGAGGAGAUCUUCAGUGAGCUGAUCCGUCUGCUGGAGAAAAGAAGCUCUGAUGUGAAGCAGCAGAUCAGAUCCCAGCAGGAAACUGAAGUGAGUCGAGUCAGAGAGCUUCAGGAGAGACUGGAGCAGGAGAUCACUGAGCUGAAGAGGAAAGACCAGGAACUGAAGCAGCUCUUAGAAACAGAGGAUCACAACCAGUUUCUACACAACUACCCCUCACUUUCACCACCCAGUGGAUCUACACACUCAUCCAACUUCAGGAUCCGUCCUCUGAGGAACUUUGAAGACGUGACAGCAGCUUUGUCAAAGGUCAGAGGUCGACUACAGGACAUUCUGAGUGAGACAGAGAAAGACAUUUUACAGAUUGUGUCUCAAGUGGAUGUUUUACUGCCAAAACCAGAGCCAGAGACCAGAGCUGACUUCUUAAGAUAUUCACAGGAAAUCAAACUUGAUCCAAACACAGCAAACAACCAUCUGUUAUUAUCUGAGGGAAACAGAAAAGUAAGACGUGUGUGGAAAGAUCAGUCUUAUUCUGAUCACCCAGACAGAUUCAUUGGUUGUUUACAGGUCCUGAGCAGAGAGAGUCUGACUGGACGUUGUUACUGGGAGGUGGAGGUGGGAGGACGAGGAGCAGGUCGUGUAGCAGUCACAUACAAUAAUAUCAGCAGAGCAGGAAACUCACUAGAAUGUUUAUUUGGAUUCAAUGAUAAAUCUUGGUCGUUAUAUUGUGAUGGAAACAAUUAUAUAGUUCAUUACAACAGCAUCAAGACUCCAGUGUCAGGUCUUGUGUCCUCCAGAGUAGGAGUGUACCUGGAUCACAGUGCAGGUGUUCUGUCCUUCUACAGAGUCUCUGACACCAUGACUCUCCUCCACAGAGUCCAGACCACAUUCACUCAGCCUCUCUAUGCUGGAGCUGCGGUUUGUUAUAUAUCCACAGCUGAGUUCUGUAAACUCAAAUAGACUCGAGUCAUUAAAAGCAGUGAUUUAGAUUCUGUGUGUUAAUCUUUAACUUCUUUUGUUUCCAUGUUGUUGAUAAAAGUUCGUCGUGGUGAUGUUUUUGCUCCGCACAGAGAUCAGCUGUCAAUCAAACACUGACCUUCCUUUAUCACACAUAUUUAGUUCUCACUUUGUAAUGGUACAAAUCUAUAAUUACACUGACAUGAAUGUGUUUGAAUGAACUAAUGUUGCUGUUGUUUUCUGAAUCAAUGUAGAAAUCAGGUUGUGUGAUGUUUUAGAAGCUGUGUUGAUCCUGAUCCUCAUCAAUGAGCUGAUUCUUUGUUCUUUUCUUUUUCACAUGUGAGAUGAAGGUGAAACAAACUGAGUGUGUGUCCAUGAACUCACUGAACUCAGAGCAUCAGUGUUGAUUGAUUUGAUUUUAAAUUGAUGGACAUGCCAAUGUCAUUGGACGAACCAGAUGCAUUGUUUACAGUGUAUUAGCAUAAAUGCUAGUUAACAACACAUGUCCACAGGAGGCUAUGGGAUGUUUGGUCACGUUAUAAAUGUGGAACCUGUUUUGUUUUUUUCACGGAUCAUCUCUGUAAAGUGUGAAUCCACUCGUCCUCAUUGUAUUUACAUAUUUAGUGAACGGGCUCAUUGAUCUGUUGCUGCGUAGGUUCCUGUUCUUUUUGAUUUUCCUGAUGUGAACUAGCAGUUCCAUUGGAGAGUGUCCUGAUCGAGUCCCUCUGAGGGUUUGUUCUGCAGCUCUCA
Molecule: messenger RNA, 2055 nt
Organism: Platichthys flesus (European flounder)
Lineage: Eukaryota; Metazoa; Chordata; Actinopteri; Pleuronectiformes; Pleuronectidae
Product: tripartite motif-containing protein 16-like protein
Exons: 1
Coding region: 1-1308 (435 amino acids)
Biological process (GO): protein ubiquitination
Molecular function (GO): ubiquitin-protein transferase activity; protein binding
Source: RefSeq, a predicted model, not a curated record